This is a messenger RNA of Nicotiana tabacum (common tobacco), 1127 nucleotides long. RefSeq names its product protein DEHYDRATION-INDUCED 19 homolog 5. NCBI's taxonomy places the organism in Eukaryota, Viridiplantae, Streptophyta, Magnoliopsida, Solanales, Solanaceae. The record is from RefSeq and is a predicted model, not a curated record.
UUCCCAUCAUCUAACACAUAUUAGGAAAAGCAGCAGCCACACUCCUUUUCCUUUCUUCUUAAAUCUUUAGAACCAUCUCUGUCCAAAACUUUUGUUGAUUUGGCUGGCUUUAGCUAUUUAUUGAACAAUCUGUAAGCCCUUUAUUCUUUGCUUGGAUUAGAAGAAUAAGAAGGUGACUUGUACUAUCCUAAUCCAAGAAAAAAGAGAGAAAUUUGUGGAAAAUGGAUUUGGACUUUUGCGCAGCAAGAAUAAAUUCAGCUAGACACCUCUCUGCUGUCCAAACAAACCAUCUCAGUAAUUCUGAUUAUCUCUCAAAUGUGGAUAAUACUGCAGAAGAAGAGGAUGUUCGGGCCUGGUUCCCUUGCCCUUUCUGUUAUGUAGAAAUUGAAGUCCAGAUGCUUUGCAACCAUUUGCAAGAAGAGCAUUGCUUUGACUUUAGAAAAGCGGUUUGUCCCGUAUGUGCUGCAAAUUUAGGUAAAGAUCCUCUGGGGCAUUUUACAUUGCAGCAUGCACAAUCAGUAAAGAGGAGGAGAAGAUACCAGAAGUCUAGCUUCUGGAACAAUACUUCAGCAAUAAGUGGCAAGGACCCCCAUGAAAUAAAUUCAUUCUUGUGCACAAAUUUAAUGGUUGGCCGCUACAAUGUACAAGAACCUGCUCCUGAUCCCCUUCUGCUGCCAUUUCUAUGCAGUACGGCUCAUUCUGAUUCUAAAGAUGGUCUACUAGAUGAGUCUCCUGGUAGUGUUGCUGCUGCUCCUGAUGUAGAAAGCAGCAAGCUGCCAGUAUGUGAUCCAGCCCAAGAAGAACAGUAUGAAGAGAAAAGGCAAAGAGCUGCAUUUCUUCAAGAGAUUAUUGCUUCAACUAUCUUCUAAGAUAUGCAUAACCAGCCGGAGGAUUCAACCCAACGAAGAGAACAGCUUUUAGUAUUAGAGCAUAUGUAUGAGAAUAAUUCUUCACAAAAAACAUGUAGGUGCUAUAUGUAUCCCAUUACUAGCUAAAGUCUCGGAAUAUCUAAUUACAUUAUUUGUGGCUAGAAACUAUUUACACGAAAACACAUGCACUGCGUACUAUCUGUCAUGGAUCAAUUUAAGUGCAAACUGAAAUAUGUUAAUGUCUCUCAUUUGUCCUCA